AAAUUUAGUGCGCGAUUACCGAAAUAUCAAUUGAUUUCACUUCAAUUUGAGGGACGGAAAUCAAUUAUUGCAUUAAUAUUGUGUGUGCAUUUGCACACAAACCAUAUUAUCUGUUAGUCACUUUAAUUAGGUUUUUCAAAGAGGCGAACAACCAGAUAUGGGGAAACAGCUUGAUUUGGGUAAAAAGUUCGAGUACGACCCUACGUUUACAGGCCCAGUCAAACGUCGUUCUUGCACCGAUAUCAUUUGCCUAUUUAUCUUUUUGGGAUUCAUUGUAGGAUGGGCUGUCUUAGGAAUUUGGGCUUUAAAAUAUGGAAAUCUGAAAAAUGGAUUGAAUAAUGGCAGGGAUUCAUCGGGUCAACGAUGCGGCAUCGAUCCCACAGUUGAAAAUUUACCAUAUCUGUUUUAUUUCGACGUGACCGAAUGUCAGAGUUCCACGGUGCCCUAUUUGGGAUGCUCAACUAAACAGGUUUGUGUUUCACAAUGUCCCAAUACGACGUUUUAUGAUACAAAUGAAAUACCAAAAGUAAUAGCUAUACCUUAUUGUACGUACGAGCAAAGAAAAAAGAACACAUAUGACGAGACGAACUGUCCAAAAUGGUUUGUGCCAAGCGAAGAAGUUCAUAAUAGAUGCUUACCAUCAUUAUCGACGCUCAACAAUAAAACCUUGACAGAAAUUGAAAAAACUAUAGAAAAUUUUUCAUCCAUACAUCUGGGCUUAUGGGCAUCAAUUAAUACAGGCAGCACCCAAAUCAGUAAUUCAGGAAACCAUUCGGGGUUCAAUACUAUAACUGCAGAAUUCGUGGACUCUUGGUGGAGAAUCCUGAUUGGUGUAGUAGUUGCUUUUGUGUCUAAUAUGACGUAUAUUUUAAUGCUAAGAUGGUUCGCUGGUUUUAUGGUAUGGUUUUCAAUCGAUGUAGGGGUCGCUGCUUUGGCUGCAGUUACGAUUUAUUUCUGCAUCUUGUGGCAGAAUUCUAAGGGCGGAAUGAACGACAACGAAGACUCUUUUCUAGCCUUGUUUAUCAUAUCUGCAAUUUUUUUGGUCCUCAUUAUUCUGCUGUUGAUUGCCUUAAGGAGCAAAAUCAAAUUGGCCAUCGCUCUGAUGCGAGAAGGAAGCAAGGCUAUAGCUUCCGCAACGUCGGUCCUGUUUUUCCCAAUUUUGCCGUUAGUUCUUCAAAUUGCGGUAACAGCAUAUUCUAUAUUAGUGUGGGCGUACUUAUACAAUACCCCCAAGUCGAAACUUGCCAAUGUUCCAUUCGUUUUUUACAUCCUCAACAUCUUCGGUUUCUUCUGGUCGACGUGGUUCGUAUCUGCACUGAGUCAAAUGGUACUCGCUCAAGUUUUCGCCGAAUGGUACUGGACCAUGAGAAAGCGCAACCUACCAUUUUUCGCUUUGACUGCCGCAUUUUAUAGAACUAUCAGGUAUCAUCUUGGAACAUUGUCAUUUGGUUCAGUUAUCAUAGCGAUCAUCGGAACGCUCAAAUUUUUGUUGAAGAAUCGUUUGAAAAAAGUUUGGGGUCUCGGCAUCAUUUGCAGAUCCGGGUGUGAGUGUUGUUUCGAUUUAUUACCGAAAUACGUCACGAAAAAUGCUUAUAUCAUGUGCGCAAUCCACGGUCAGAACUUUUGCAGGAGCGCCAAAGACGCCUUUGCGCUUCUCAUGAGGAAUAUCGUUCGAGUUUUUGUGUUGAAUAAGGUUACAAAUUUUGUAUUUUUCAUCAGCGAAGUUCUGAUAACAGUCGGAGUAGGUGCCGCCGCGUAUUUAUUCUUGAUGAUUGAGAAUUCUCAUUUGAAAGACGAUGGGAUACCAGUAAUAAUACUAAUCAUGAUUAUAACGUUUUUGAUUUCCUGUUUGUUCUUUAACGUCUACAGCGUGGCCAUAGAUACGAUAUUCUUGUGCUUCUUGGAAGAUUGCGAAAGGAAUGACGGAAAGGAGAGGCCUUAUUACAUGUCCAGAAAUUUGUGGAAAAUCCUCAUGAAAAAGAGCAAAACUCCUAAGUACGAAUAGAAUAAAAUAUGUAUUAUUUUUAUUCUAUAGAAGUUUUUUGUUGUGAUAAUUUUAUAUUUUAUGUUUUUACACUAUUCACAAUUAAUUAUAAAUAAAUUCAAAAAAAAAAAAACAUUCAAAGAUUGCUUUGAUUAUGAAAACGUACGUCGCACGAUUGUUUCUUUAUUGGUUAGGAUUUUUGAAAUGACAUAUUAAAGUUCAUUGACAAUAUUAAAGAAAAAUAUUGAUCAGAGGUGCGUUUAAAAAACCAUAGCAAUCUUUGAUUGUAUUUUUGUUGAAGACCCGUUAUGUUUAAUCCAUUUUAGCAAUAGGUAGUCAUUAAUUACCUACAACUUUAAAAUAUCUGACAAUAUUACCGUAUUUGACAUUUUCAGAUUGUUUCAAAUAAUUAUCAAAAUUAGUUAUCAAAUUAAAACCAUGAAACAAACUAUAUAGUCUAAGAGCCAGCGCCGAAAAAAUUCUCUGAAUUUACUAAAGCUAGUUUUUGGACAGUUGAUUACAGUAUUUACGUACAUAAACAUACCGCGGUCAGUCAAGCGAAACUUGGGACAAGGACCUAGGGUGUCUUGUUAAAGGUGUCGAGAUAACUUGGGUAAUGCAACGAAUUUACUAAAGCUGAAAAUCGUUAUACAUAUUAUAUAUAACAUAUAAAUAACAGUAGUGUUAGUCAGUCAGUUGAAUAGCGGGACAGUGCUGGUCAGUCAGCCCGAAUAAAUGUAAAAAUCUGCAAAAAAUAUUAAUAUUACUGAAC
Molecule: messenger RNA, 2756 nt
Organism: Ceutorhynchus assimilis (cabbage seed weevil)
Lineage: Eukaryota; Metazoa; Arthropoda; Insecta; Coleoptera; Curculionidae
Source: the annotation of a GenBank genome assembly